GGCAGAGACGCCAUUCUAGACUCUUUCAUGGCUUCCCAAAUCUAACCCACUUUCCUAACUAGAAAAAAAGCAUAUCUAUUUAUAUAUGGUCGAACAUCACCAGUAGAAAGGUUGAGAAAAAUGGGGGGUGAGAUCAAGGGUUUGAUCAAGGUCUGUCUCUCUGUUCUUGCGUCUCUCUGCUACUCCUACUUCAUCGUCUCCAAGAUACCCAAAGGCAAGUUCAGACUGCUUUCUCUUCUCCCAAUCUUCUCCCUUUUCGUCGCUCUCCCUCUCUUCCUCUCUACUGCCAUUCUCUCCGGCAUCACUGCUUUCUUCAUCACCUGGCUAGCCACCUUCAGACUCGCUCUCUUCUCCUUCGAUUUAGGUCCUCUCUCCACUGGCUCACCAAAGUCUCUUCUCGUCUUCAUCGCCACUGCUUGUCUCCCCAUCAAAAUCAAGCCAAAUAAGCAACAUCCGUCUCGCCAAGACCCCCAUAAACCCCCAAGAUUACCCCUUAAUUUUGCAGUCAAAGUCUUGGCUUUUGGGGUUUUCAUCGGAUUUUAUCAGUAUAAAGAACUAGUACACCCCAAAAUUUUCUUGGGUCUGCUUUGUUGCCAAGUUUUUCUGUUCCUCGAGGUUCUUUUCAGUCUCUGCAGCGCUCUGGUGCGAUGCACGAUGGGGCUGGAGGUGGAGCAGCCGUCUGAUGAACCGUACUUGUCGACCUCGCUGCAGGACUUCUGGGGACGGAGGUGGAACCUCAUGGUAACGAAUCUGCUGCGUCACACAGUAUACAAGCCCGUGAAGUCGGCAGCCGAGACAGUGAUGAGCGAGCGCUGGUCGCCGCUCCCGGCGGUGGUGGCAACGUUUUUGGUGUCCGGUUUGAUGCACGAGUUGCUGUUCUACUACGUCAAUCGUGUGAGCCCGUCGUGGGAGAUGACGUCCUUCUUUGUUCUGCAUGGAGUGUGCUUGGUGGUAGAGGUUGGCGUUAAGUCAGUGUUCUCCGGCCGGUGGCGGCUGCACUGGGCGGCGUCAGUGCCGCUCACCGUGGGCUUCGUGGUGGCUACCAGCUUCUGGCUGUUUUUCCCACCGCUGAUCAGAGCCGGUGCUGAUAUGAGAGUCAUGGAAGAAGUAAAAGUCUUGUUGGAGCCUAUGAGGGAAAAGAUCCCACUACUCCCACUACUCAACUCAACAAGGGAGCAGCUUCUCUUAUUUGAUCUUUCUGGCAGACACAAGUGAUGGAUUCAUACAACAAUGUUAUAAUUUUUCAUAUUUAGGUGCAGUGUGGGAAGAUUAACCAGUCAAUUUCAAUUA
Messenger RNA from Vitis riparia (riverbank grape), 1290 nucleotides. RefSeq names its product probable long-chain-alcohol O-fatty-acyltransferase 5. The coding region runs from base 121 to 1215 and encodes 364 amino acids. The transcript has a single exon. NCBI's taxonomy places the organism in Eukaryota, Viridiplantae, Streptophyta, Magnoliopsida, Vitales, Vitaceae. The record is from RefSeq and is a predicted model, not a curated record. Gene Ontology annotation, biological process: lipid metabolic process.